Messenger RNA from Pedinophyceae sp. YPF-701, 1488 nucleotides. The record is from the annotation of a GenBank genome assembly. Lineage: Eukaryota; Viridiplantae; Chlorophyta; Pedinophyceae.
AUGGCGCGGGGGUCGCGCGGGGGGGGUGGGUCGAGCGCGAGCUUGGAGGAGAGGCUCAAGCAGAGGCUGGAGGAGCAUCUGGGGCUGGAAAGAAUCAUCAUUGACAGCGUUGUGGACGCGAUUGACGAUGCCGUGGACCAGCGGGAAGUCGAGGCGCUCGUGCAGAACUUCAUCGGCGAGGACGAGGGGGCCUUGGCGAUCAUCCAGUCGUACUUGGCGCAGAAGCGCGCGGCGGGCAGCACGCGGCAGCGCCCGAGGCCCACGCCUGUGCAGGUUUCGGGCGCCAGCCGGGGACCAUCGGGCGCUCGAGCUGACACAAGGUUCGAGGACUCCGCUCACGGCUCCGGCAGGGCAGAUGGACCAUCUGCGAGCGCGGGCGCGGGCAGCUCUGCCCCGGCUCGCUUCCAGCAGCUCAGCAUGGCGCAUCCGAGCGGCGUCGUUCCCGAAAACGGCCCCGACGAGAACAACCCUGCACCAGCACCGUCCACCGACGCCGGCCCGGGUCCCUCGUCUUCUCAGGGCGCGGCGGCGAACCCCACGAGCAUGAUCAACGUUGGCCGUAAUAUCCCCGUCAAACAGUCCAAGAAGAUGGCGCGCGCCAUGACGCUCGCCGACCAGGCCCCCGAGGGCACGUCGGUCGAGAAGCAGGUCGCCAACUGCCUGUCGUGCGGCAAGGUGUACGACCUGCGCAAGCCAUCGGAAGAUGCCUUGUCGCUCGUGCGCAGCGGCGGGACCUGCGUCUUCUGCAACGCGCACGUCAACCUCAGCAUGUCUUCGGCGCCGGCGCCGCAGCGCCAGGCCGAGGGAGCGCGGGCGAAGCCGGCGGCGCAGGAGGACGCUGACCGCAAAGCUGCCGAGUUCAAAAACCGCCUCGUCGCGUACGACAGGGAGGGCGCGAAGCGCACGGCGGUGAUCGACGACCAGAGCGACUGGUUCGCGAUCGACAGCAACGCGUGGCUCACCGACGAGGAGAAGGAGGAGGCGCGCCGGCGCGAAGCAGCCAUCCUCGCCGCCGAGGAGGCUCAUCGCAACCGCAUCCAAGUGCGCGUCGACCUCGUGGGCCGCCAGGUCGUCGUCGUUGACCAGGCCGCCGAGGAGGACGCCGCGCGGCAGGCGGCCCAGGACGCCGCGCAGGGCAGGCCGCGCGCCGGUGCCUUCGACUCUGGCGCCGGCCCGAGCUCCGGGGCGGCUGGCCUUGCGGCGGACGUCGCGGGCGCCGCGGAGGCGACGCUGGCCGAGGCUGCACACGGCGGCGGCACGGCCGGCGCCGCGGCGCUGCAGGCGGCGGCGGAGGAGGCCAGGCUGCGUGACUUGCGAUUGGCGACGUGUCCCGACAUCAAAGGACCCUCGCCGAUGUUCAUGCCGCGCGCGGAGGUGGCGCGGACGGAGGGGGAGGACGAGAGUCCGUUCGAUGGUAUGGCGGCGCUCGUGGAGCAGCUGGCGCCGUGGAGGAACGAGGCGGGCGGCGUGGAAGGCGCCGCUGCGUAG